Tachyglossus aculeatus (Australian echidna) is the source of this 2128-nucleotide messenger RNA. It is a transcript of the gene PDP1, whose product is annotated as pyruvate dehyrogenase phosphatase catalytic subunit 1. Gene Ontology annotation, molecular function: protein serine/threonine phosphatase activity; cation binding. The coding region runs from base 342 to 2036 and encodes 564 amino acids. Lineage: Eukaryota; Metazoa; Chordata; Mammalia; Monotremata; Tachyglossidae. The record is from RefSeq and is a predicted model, not a curated record. Gene Ontology annotation, biological process: protein dephosphorylation. The transcript has 2 exons.
GAAGCAUCCUCAGUCACAGUGCAGGUGGAUGCUUCCCUUUAAACCGGGAAACAGCUUGGUUAAUUCUGUCAGGGAAGGGUGAGACCAGCCUAAUAAGAAAUGCUCCAAAAAAAUGAAUGAGCUUUGCCGUUGCUUACUUUAAUGAGCAAAUUAAAGCCUGGCCUGACCCUUAAAAAUGUGUUUGCUGACAGUUCUCCGCCCCCUGCCCCCCAUAACCUGAGUGAACGAUCCAGCUUCCCGUAAAAGAGCAUUUUUGACAGAGUGACGAAUUGACCGAAUGUUCAUUUUUCAAUUAACUUGGACCCGGAGUAAUUCACAGAUACUGUUUUUCAUUUUGCACCAUGAAGAUGGAGGUAUUCACGAGUGAGCAAAAAGGGACGAAAGCGAUUCCGGUGCGAAGCUCCCGGCUGCCCCUGCUCUCCGAUGCGAUGCCGGCCCCGACGCAGCUGUUCUUCCCCCUGCUGCGGAACUGUGAGCUGAGCAGGCUGUACGGCGGCGCCUGCUACUGCCACCACCAGCACCUCUGCUGCUCCGCCCCGCACGUCUCCCCGGGCCGGCCGAGGUACGCGCCCCAGACGGCGUUCGCCACUUUCUGGCGGCCCAGGGAGGGCUUCAAGCAGUACGCCUCGGCCCGGCGGUACGCGUCCACGCCCCAGAGGUUUUACCUCACCCCGCCGCAGGUCAACAGCAUCCUGAAGGCCAACGAGUACAGCUUCAAGGUCCCGGAAUUCGACGGGAAAAACGUCAGCUCCGUCCUGGGGUUCGACAGCAACCAGCUGCCGGCCAACGCCCCCAUCGAGGACCGGAGGAGCGCGGCCACGUGCCUGCAGACCCGGGGCAUGCUCCUCGGGGUGUUCGACGGCCACGCCGGCUGCGCCUGUUCCCAGGCGGUCAGCGAGAGGCUCUUCUACUACAUCGCCGUCUCCCUCUUGCCUCACGAGACCCUGCUGGAGAUCGAGAACGCGGUGGAGAGCGGGCGAGCCCUCCUGCCCAUCCUCCAGUGGCACAAGCACCCCAACGAUUACUUCAGCAGGGAGGCCUCCAAGCUGUAUUUCAACAGCCUGCGGACUUACUGGCAGGAGCUGAUAGACCUCAACACGGGGGAGACCGCCGACGUCAAGGAGGCCCUCGUCAACGCCUUCAAGAGGCUGGACAACGACAUCUCCCUGGAGGCGCAGGUCGGGGACCCCAACUCUUUCCUCAACUACCUGGUGCUGCGGGUGGCCUUCUCCGGGGCCACGGCCUGCGUGGCCCACGUGGACGGCGUCGACCUGCACGUGGCCAACACCGGGGACAGCCGCGCCAUGCUGGGCGUCCAGGAGGAGGACGGCUCCUGGUCGGCCCUCACCCUGUCCCACGACCACAACGCGCAGAACGAGGACGAGGUGGCGCGGCUGAGGCUGGAGCACCCCAAGGCCGAGGAGAAGAGCGUGGUGAAGCAGGACCGGCUGCUGGGCCUGCUCAUGCCCUUCCGGGCCUUCGGCGACGUCAAGUUCAAGUGGAGCAUCGACCUCCAGAAGAGGGUCAUCGAGUCGGGCCCCGACCAGCUGAACGACAACGAGUACACCAAGUUCAUCCCGCCCAACUACCACACGCCCCCCUACCUCACCGCCGAGCCGGAGGUCGUCCACCACCGGCUGAGGCCCCAGGACAAAUUCCUGGUGUUGGCCACCGACGGGCUCUGGGAGACCAUGCACAGGCAGGACGUGGUCAGGAUCGUGGGCGAGUACCUGACGGGCGUCCACCACCAGCAGCCCAUCGCCGUCGGGGGCUACAAGGUGACCCUGGGCCAGAUGCAGGGCCUCCUGACGGAGAGGAGGGCCAAGAUCUCCUCCGCGUUCGAGGAUCAGAACGCGGCCACCCACCUCAUCCGCCACGCCGUCGGCAACAACGAGUUCGGGGCGGUCGAUCACGAGCGCCUCUCCAAGAUGCUCAGUCUUCCCGAAGAGCUCGCCCGGAUGUACCGGGACGACAUCACCAUUAUCGUGGUCCAGUUCAACUCCCACGUCGUCGGUGCGUGUCGACACCGGGAGUAGGGCUUCCCCGGGGGCCACCGGAUGAAGAUGCUAACCGAAGAACAGGUGGAGGGUCCCGGGCGUGGCGGGGGGGGGUCCAAACGUACACUCGU